AUGAAUUCACACAAUUGUCUUAAAAAUGAAAGUUAAAUUGAUGAAAAAUUUAGCUCACUAUAAUGCAUAGCCAUUACGUCCAUUCCUUAAGUAACUGUGCCUCGAAAUGACCUGCUAUUUCAUUUAUUCUUCUUACUGUAGUCGCUGAAAGUGGGAUGUUUUCAACCUUUUUUACUGCAGCCUCUCUGAAACGUUUGCUGCAGAUGUCCUUUGUUGCAGGCAAAAUCAGUUCUUCCCCAAUAGUAGAAAGCUUCUUAACUUUACCAAUGCGAUCCAUGAUCAGGAAGUAUGCUUUUAGCGCGGACAUAUUUGUGCAAUUAGUGGACUUUCUUUCUGUCCUUCGUGUUCCCUUUUUCUUCUUUCAAAAUAUUGUAAGGGCUUUUCUUUCACUACUGGGUGUUUUGUCUCAAGGUGGCAGCGCAUUUUUUUAUGGUUUCAUGGCUUCAUUAGCAACUCGGUCACUACAUAGUACAAAGAGUGCAUGUGGGGAAUGUGAAUCACCUGUUGCAAUGAACCCAUAAGACAGAUGGGAAUUGAAGUGUAUUAUCGAUGUGUAUCUCUUUUUUGAUGCGUAUCUUUUGCUCACAUUGCUCACACAUGCCAAAUCAUCAGUUAACCUUACUGGAGAGACCGGGGCAUGGGAAUGUGCCAGUUAUUACCAGGUUGGUCAUUAUGAUAAGGAUAGUUUGUGGUGCUCUUGUUUUAUGAUGCGGUUCUCUUUGUGAUGCGCUUUAUUUGUGAUGCUCUUUAUUUUCCUUUUAUGCGUUUGUGAUGCGGACCCUGCUGAAUAUUGGGGGAAUGCUGUAGGUCCUCUGUAGCUUUGCACUUCUGAUCUGCUACAGCCAUUGUCUGUCACUCAUUUGUGUCCAGAAUAUUCUGAAGACUCAGUGAUACUUGGCGAGUGAUGGUCCCCGGUGCGACAUUGACCAAUGAGAGCAUGUGUGGAUUUAUCUCAGUAUAGUGACCCCGACGUGAUGCAAGAGAGGUAAAAGAAGUCCGGGACUUCGAGGAAAAACCACAAGAGUCUUAGACUCGGGUCAGGGACCCACGUCCACACCAGGUGACGACCUGACAAAGGAGCCACGUGUCUGACCGUCUUUCCUCUUGGGCCCACAGUGAAACAAGAUGCCAUGGUGGUAUUUGCUGAUUGGAAGACCAUCAUCGGAGAGGCGCCAUGGCCAGACCAGGGAAGACCGAGGGCCCAAGAGGUGGCAGUGUCGUCUGCUGGGUCACGUGUAUCCUUGUCCUUGGUGCCAUCGUCCAACUCUGCUGCGCAAUGACGGAAGGUGACAAAUUGGAGCAGGUCCAGUGGCUCCGCAUAAGAUGGAAAAGCAGUACCCGGGACCGUACUCAAGGAGGCUACACCUGUCCAGCUUACCAAACUUGCGACGUGGUAAAUGUCACCAGCAAUUGUCAGAUGUGGAAGUGCAAAAGGUGCCUUGGAGGAAAGGACAUUCCGGUGGUGGAACAAGGAUGCAACUUAACCGUUACUUCAGUAGUCCCCAUGUGCCACUACAACAGGACGACCGAGACCUGCAAUGAGCACAACUGGACGAGGUGGACAAUUACCGUAAAAGAAACUCUGUUUUUUUUAACAGCGCUGAAAUCUCGGGACGGAACACACUUUUGUAUGUAAUAUGGGUGUUACCUGGGAAACCUAAUGCUAUAAGAACACACAUAGCACCAGUAUUAGAUACCUGUACACACAUGGCACAAGCCAGGGUUAAAACCCGAGUGUACUGGGAAAUAAAAUUCCCCGAUAUACCACACUGUACACGAAGACGUAGAGCUUGGUAUGAUACUCUCUUAGGAGGAACGGGAACACUGUUUGGUGUAGCUAAUUCUGCAGAUAACGAAGUAACCAGAACAAUGUUAUCUAACACAGGGCAACAUGCAUCAGAGGCUAUACAUCAGGUAGGGGUAUGGCUUCCAAAAGCUAUGAUAGGACAAUUGGAAAACACAGAUGUUUGGAAAAAGGCAUUUACCUGGGAGUUAAAAUUAUGGAAUGAAACAUAUGAUGCGUUAAAGAAUCUAUCACAUAGAGGUAAUUGGACAACCUGUGCAUUGCAAAUGAUUCAUGCGGAAGCUCAAAAAGAGCGAUUCCAGAGAAUAAUGACAACGGAAAAUUAUCACGAAUGGAGACGGGUUUGGAAUAUUAGUAGCAAACUUUGGUUACAGUUACACUCGGAGCGAACAAAAUGCAACAGUACAUAUUGUGCUGGGUAUUGGACUCAGUACAAUGUGUCUACUGUUAAAAUGAUAUGUAAGUAUCAAGUAUUACCGGUGAUUACUACCACGGGAUUUUGGUUUCUACAUCUGGAUGGAGAGUGGAUGGAUGUGGGAACAAAUACGACUUAUGAUCUGAAAAUGUGUGACGAAACAGACAGAGGAAUGGCGUGUACAUUACAACAGGGACACAGCAAUCCAUGUUUAACCGACUCAGAGGCUGUACUUUGUGAUUGGACGAGGGAGCCACGAAGGGAGAUGUUGUGGCAAAUCGGACCACAUGCUCUAUGUGUGGCAACAAUGCAAAAUAAUUCACAAGUACCAUCGGUUCCGUUCGUUGGUUGCUUAUAUAAUGUGCACCUUGGCAUUGGGGAAACCAGACGUAUCGUUUGACGAAUUACUCUGUGUCUAAUCGGCUGACACAAGUACAAUGGGAUGUACUAAAGAAUCCCUGGAACCUCUCACUGGAGCGUUUCAAAUGCGCAUUGGAACAAUCCACUGAAGUUCAGAAAAUUAUACAGUCACAUACGUCUAACAUCUCCAAGCUCAUGGUGUCCACAUUAGUAGCCAGCGGACGGGUACAACAUGCUGCUAAAAUAGUACAACAGUCCUCAGCCCAUCACUGGUGGGACAUCUUUUCAGGGAUGUCAGUCACUGCUAGGAGGACUUUGGUGCCCCCUCUGAUUCUGUUGGUUAUUAUAAUAAUAUUGCUAUCACUAUGUAAUCUGCUAACGUGUAUCUACGUAAGACGUAUCCGAGCUGAAGUGGAGUGGGUGAUUAUGCAACGCAUGAGAUGAUUGUACGCCUUGAGAAAAGUAAUGGACACUUCGGUGUCGAGAACUACACUGUUAAGUUGGUGCCUCACCCCACUCAUAUAUACAUUUAUGCUAGAUGUUUAUCACAUCAAUAUAUUCACAGAAACCUAACGUUGCGGGAAUUAUGGUCCAUAUUCUUUCAUGACAUCAUGAAUCACACUGGAAAUGGAAUAGUGUUACCAUCGACGUUUGACGGGUAUAUCAACUAAUAUGUGAAGCCUCAAGAGUGGAAUGAAAGGAGUGUUAAUUAGUGAUGCUUCCUAUAACCGUCGAAUACCAGAAUGUAUUGUGCAACCAUGGUUAUAUAAAUUGUUUUUCACGCACCUGUUUUUAUAUCUCACUUGUUUUUCUGGUCAAGACGUCUUGACCGUUUCACUCUCACUUGUUUUUCGCAUACUAUCUUGUUCAAAGACGAACCUUGUUGUGGGAUAUCUUGACUGUUAUGUUUCUCAGAGCCUGAAGGACACACUUAGGUGUCAAUAGUAAAUUGGCUACAACUGUUGCGGCGCCAGGUGGGACGGGUAGGCCACCCGCCCUUUCUCUCGCACGCAACUGAAAAGUAUAAUAGAGAGAUGCAGAUUACAAACAGGUAGAGUCUGCUGCGGGUUUCGUACGGAUGCCCAGCUGGUUGACAAAGCGGACCUCUACCUGGAUGACUGGCUCUCCACCUACUCGGCAUA
Messenger RNA from Syngnathoides biaculeatus (alligator pipefish), 3721 nucleotides. RefSeq lists its product as uncharacterized. The transcript is spliced from 4 exons. The record is from RefSeq and is a predicted model, not a curated record. Lineage: Eukaryota; Metazoa; Chordata; Actinopteri; Syngnathiformes; Syngnathidae. The coding region runs from base 1708 to 2619 and encodes 303 amino acids.